This is a messenger RNA of Aspergillus ochraceoroseus IBT 24754, 1095 nucleotides long. RefSeq lists its product as uncharacterized. NCBI's taxonomy places the organism in Eukaryota, Fungi, Ascomycota, Eurotiomycetes, Eurotiales, Aspergillaceae. The record is from RefSeq and is a predicted model, not a curated record. The transcript is spliced from 4 exons. The coding region runs from base 1 to 1095 and encodes 364 amino acids.
AUGGUCUGUGCUUUGGACCAGGGACUGAGAUCCUCGUUGAGAUGGGCCGCCGUGCUAGUUCUUCUCACUCAGUGUUCUCAGGUUGCUCUGGGACUGCGCACGGCAUCAGGUUCGCCAUGUGCGUCUCUGUGUAGCCCAUCGAAUGACACGGCGCCUUCCGAGAUUGUAUGUGAGGACUACCAGUUUCGUGAAACCGCAGUCGGGCGAAAGUUCCAGUCGUGCAUUUCAUGCGAAUUGAACAGCACGUACGUCGAUAGCGCCAGCGAUGAAUCGGAUCUUGAAUGGGCUCUGUACAACCUUCGAUACGGAUUUUCGUCCUGUGUUUAUGGCUACCCCGAGAAAGUCGGAAAUGUCUCCAGUCCUUGUCCGGUCGCUUGCAACGACGUGAUCACCGCGUUGGAGUAUGACCUGACGAACCCUUCAGGUGACAACUUCGACACCUGGUGUGGCACCACGUCCUUUGCGGAUAAUGCAAUCACGAAAUGUGAGGCGUGCUAUAACCAAACGUAUGGUCAGUCGAAUAGUCAAGUAUAUCUGUCGAACUUCCUCGAAGCCCUUCGCUAUAACUGCCAUUUUAGCACCCCAACGGGGGAAGAUUUCCCAAUUACCCCGACUCGCAUCUUUUCCGAGUCGAUGCUCCCUUCUUCCACCGUCAACCUCACCUCCCCUACUGCGAAGGGAGGGUUAGGCUCGGCGAAACUCGCCCUGAUCAUAGCACUCCCAAUCCUAGGCUUUGUGGUUCUGCUCUGCGUUCUCGCGAUCUCAUGCUUCUUCUUCAUCCGCGCACGCCGCAAGAAGAUCCGCAAGAUGCGACAGCCCGGGCAUCUCCAUGCAGGCUGGAACCACCCGGGCAGCGGCGCCCCUCAAUGGGCCACUGAAUACCCAGCGCAGGCGCAGGGUAUGUAUGGCCCUGCAGUGUAUUAUCCCGAACCCAUGAACGGGGUUGUCUUUGUCGACGCCGACGGCCGGCCGCAGGAGGUGGGAUACGCCAAAUCACCGGAAGAGAAAGCGUCUCAGACGCAUCCGACGGAUGAUGUACCGCCGCCUGCAGAGCAGCAGCACCCGAAUAAUGGGAAGAUGAAGCAGGUUGACUAA